Helianthus annuus (common sunflower) is the source of this 1807-nucleotide messenger RNA. RefSeq names its product magnesium transporter MRS2-4. The record is from RefSeq and is a predicted model, not a curated record. Lineage: Eukaryota; Viridiplantae; Streptophyta; Magnoliopsida; Asterales; Asteraceae. Gene Ontology annotation, molecular function: magnesium ion transmembrane transporter activity. The transcript has 4 exons. The coding region runs from base 272 to 1621 and encodes 449 amino acids. Gene Ontology annotation, biological process: magnesium ion transport.
AUACCCCCCACCCACCCCGUUGAUUGGCAAUUUGGGAGAAGCGUUUGGAACCUUUAUCAUCCAUCAUCAAUCAAAUCGAACAUUAAUUUCUUUCAUUAAUUCAUUCCGAUUCUGUCUUAUAUGGAAGAGGAAGAAGGGGAAGAACAAGACGGAGACGACCCUUCUUCUCCCCUCUUUCUCCUUUACAUCAUCGAUUCCAUCAACACAACAUAUCUUUAAUUAAUUAAUCCAACCCAAUUUCCCAUCAAACAUUUGAUUGAGGGGUUAACCAAUGGGCAAAACGAACCCCUUCUCGUUUCGCCGGAGCAGCAGCGGCGGCACCACAACCAGGCGGCGGAAGACGGCCAAGAAGGCCGGCGAAUCGCCCUUACUUUUGUCGGAGCAAUCACCGUCUCCCAACAACGAGGUGGUUUCGACGGCGAAACCGGUUGCUGCGGUGGCCAAAGUGAAGAAGAAGGCAGGUGGGGCGAGGCUGUGGAUGCGGUUUGAUAGGUCCGGUGAAUCGGAAGUAUUUGAGUGUGAUAAGACCACCAUUAUUAAGCGGGCCGGGAUUCCAGCUAGGGAUUUGAGGAUUUUGGGUCCUGUUUUCUCCAAUUCGUCUAAUAUUCUUGCUAGGGAAAGGGCGAUGGUUGUUAAUUUGGAAUAUAUAAAGGCGAUAGUCACAGCAGAAGAAGUACUUUUACUUGAUCCUCUACGCCAAGAAGUUCUUCCAUUUGUGGAUCAACUGAGGCAACAACUUUCUCACAAGACCAAUUCCAGUAUAUCUGGUAAUCGUCAGCUUGCUUUACGUGAUGCGGAAUCGAAUUUAUCGGCCUCUGGACGAUGGAUACCUGUUCCCGAAACCUCCGAAGGUUUGCAAGCAGAGCUUCCGUUUGAAUUUCAAGUUUUGGAAGUUGCGUUGGAGGUAGUUUGUACGUAUUUGGACUCGAGUGUUGCAGACCUUGAGAGAGACGCUUAUCCUGUUCUUGAUGAGCUGGCUAAGAAUGUCAGCACCAAGAAUCUUGAGCGCGUAAGGAGUUUGAAAAGCAAUCUUACUCGUUUGCUUGCAAGGGUACAAAAGGUGAGGGAUGAACUUGAACAUCUUCUUGAUGACGAUGAAGAUAUGACGCAGUUGUAUUUAACAAGAAAGUGGUUACAGAACCAACAGAGUGAGGGUUUGGCUGGAGGCGUGGGGUCCAUUAGCUUCAACAACGGGGGACACCAUCUGAGGCGGCUUAGUUCCGUCAAGAGUGGAAGUAUGAUGACAAGUGCUAAUCUGUACGAUGAUGAUGUUGAGGAUCUUGAGAUGUUGCUCGAGGCCUAUUUUAUGCAGCUUGAUGGGACCCGUAACAAAAUCUUAUCUGUUCGUGAGUACAUUGAUGACACAGAGGACUAUGUGAACAUCCAACUGGACAACCAACGUAACGAGCUUAUUCAACUUCAACUGACAUUAACGAUCGCGUCAUUUGCUAUAGCCAUUGAGACCCUGGUGGCGGGAUUAUUUGGAAUGAAUAUACCGUGUGAUUUGUAUUAUAGAGAAGGAAUAUUUGAGCCUUUCGUUGGAGCUAUUACAGUCGCGUCUAUCAUGCUUUUUCUAAUUGUGCUUGGAUACGCUAGAUGGAAGAAGCUGCUCGGUUCAUAAAAUAAAAAAACAAACCCCUCUCCAAAUUAAAUAAUUAUGCUGAAUUUUUGGGAAAAUAUUUGGGUUUGGAUUUUUGUAUGUUGAUACAUUACUUAUUAUCAUGAUGUAUUCCUUUUGAUUGAUUGAUGAUAAUGAUAAUGAUAAUGCUUAUUCCAACUGCAUCUGGUUGGGUUUGCCUUUUAUACU